AUGAACAGAUUAAUACGUACUUCAUUACAAUCACGAGCAUUCAGCUCAACCAGACUCGCAGCAGACCUAAACAAGAUCAUACUCGUCGGCCGCAUAGGAAGUGAUCCUGAAUUCCUCAAAUAUGGCAGUACCUCGGCUACUCCUGAAUCCGAACCUGAUGGUGCUCCCGUCGAUACUGCUGCAGAACAACACCCAGUUGCUGGAAACGGUGAUAAAGGUAUAUGGAAGCUCAAGGUUGUCACGAAUCGAAAUGUCAAGGAUGGCGAUACAUGGAAGACUGUGCCUGAUUGGCAUAAUGUUCGUCUUGUUGGGAGGUCUCGGGAGUCGUGGUCGCCAAAGUUGGCAAAAGGUGCUGCUGUCGUUCUUGAAGGUCGAUUGGGAUACUACAAGACUGAUUUGGGUGGCAAGCUGCCUAAUCCAAUGACCUUGUGUGAUAUCACUGCUGACCGUAUACAAUGGAUUUCAGAUCCUAAAGCCAAAAUCGUUCCUGAACAUUGA
This is a messenger RNA of Synchytrium microbalum, 498 nucleotides long. RefSeq lists its product as uncharacterized. NCBI's taxonomy places the organism in Eukaryota, Fungi, Chytridiomycota, Chytridiomycetes, Synchytriales, Synchytriaceae. Gene Ontology annotation, molecular function: single-stranded DNA binding. The record is from RefSeq and is a predicted model, not a curated record. The transcript is spliced from 4 exons. Bases 1 to 498 code for a protein of 165 amino acids.